UUGGUUAACAAAUAACAUUGAUCAAAGAUUUUAUGUUUGAAUCACUACAAUUUCUAUAUAAGUACAUGCAUAAAUAAAUACAUAUUCGUAUAUAUAUUAAGUAUUAGAAACAAUUGAUAUUUACAGAGGUAUUAAUUGUUGUUAAACAACGAAAACAAUGUGUUAUUUAGCAAUUGUAAAUCUAAAUAUUUUGUAUGUAUGAAAGAAUUUUGAGGAUAAUAAAAAGAAGCUGAUACGUAUAAAUAUAAAUCACCGUUCUAAAAAUAAAAUGUAACGACAAGUUGAGUCGCUAGGUUUCUAUAUAGUUAUAUAUGUAUUUACAAUGUAAAAAAAAGAAAAUAAAUCGAUCUGGCACAAUAUUUACCAAUAAGGAGAGAAAGAUUAUUAUACUAAUAAAGAAAAUGCGGGAGAAUAGCAGAAAAAUAGAUUUUAUGGCACAAAAUGUGGCCUUAAAGAAAUACUUGAAAUAUGUAAUACCAUAUGAUUUUUUAAGAUUGAUCAUGAUCAUGAUCAUCAUUGUAUUAUGUAUCUUGCUAUUACUUGUAAGACAGACAAAAUAUACUAUUAUUGAACAAUAUGAAAUAAAUGUAAUUGUUGAUGAUAUCCAUGAAAACAUAUCGGAUACGUUUUUUGUAUCAACCGUUAAGGAAAAAUAUAAGAUUAACUUAACGUUGGUUGAUACAGGAUUUGAAAGUGGUGAAAGUAUGCAAUGCAACAACAUUCCUGUAGCAUUACGCUUUGAUUGUCAUCCCGAAGAAGGGGCAUCAGAAUUAUCAUGUGCAAGUAGAGGUUGUUGCUGGAGUCCAGUUAAUAAAGAAAUUUCCAGAAGAAAACGAAUUCCUCUGAAUGUUCCGUAUUGUUAUUACUCAAAAAAUUGGACCAUAUAUAAAUAUGAAAAUUUUAGCAAGGAAGGAAAUGAGUUUUCUGGAUUUCUAAAACAGACAAAGGAUUCUUUUUACAAAACUGAUCUACCGUUUAUUAAGGUAGAAGUUAGCUCCGUGGAUGAUUCAAUUUUCCGCGUAAAAAUGUACGAUCCUCUAAAAAAACGGUACGAACCACCAUGGCCUCAUAGAUCGAAUCCUAAACCUUUCAGUGAGAAAAACGUAAAUGCAAAAUACAAAGUAGAUAUUGAUGAUGUGAAACCUGGCUUGAAAAUAUAUAGAACGUUAGAUGGUACAACCAUAUUCGAUUCUUUUAAUGUCGGAGGUUUUAUAUUUGCCGAUCAAUUUUUACAAAUAAGCGCUCUGUUGCCAACUCAUAAUAUUUAUGGUAUCGGUGAGCAUCGAAGCAGUUUAAAGCUAAACACUAAUUGGCAGUCUUUUACUUUAUUUAAUAAGGAUCAAGAACCGAUCGAGAAUGCAAAUCUGUACGGAUCUCACCCAUUUUAUUUGAUGAUUGAAAAUUCUGGUAAAUCUCAUGGAGUUCUCUUUCUGAACAGUAACGCUAUGGAUGUGAUAUUGCAACCAACGCCUGCUAUAACAUUUCGAAGCAUCGGCGGUAUCUUUGAUAUAUACUUUUUCCUAGGACCAAGUCCAGCAGAUGUUAUAAAACAAUAUUCCGAAAUAGUCGGCAAACCGUUUUUACCUCCUUAUUGGUCCCUUGGUUUUCACUUGUGCAGAUACGGAUAUAAGAGUUUAGAAAAGACCAAAGAAGUGUGGAGGAGAACCAUAGCAGCGGAAAUUCCAUUUGAUACGCAGUGGAACGAUCUAGAUUAUAUGGAUAAAAAUAAUGAUUUUACGUAUAAUUUGGAUAAAUUUAAGAAUUUGCCAGAAUUUGUGAAUGAACUUCAUUCGAGAGGAAUGCAUUACAUCCCUUUGAUCGAUGCUGGAAUAUCUGGUUCUGAAAUGAACGGUAGCUAUUUACCGUACGACGAAGGUCUAAAAGAAGAUAUAUUCGUCAAGGACGAUGCAACUAAUCGGCCGUUUAUAGGAAAAGUUUGGAAUUUAGUUUCAACUGUUUGGCCUGACUUUACGAAUCCUAAAACGCAAGGUUACUAUCUUCGGAUGAUGAGAGACAUGCAUAAAAAAUUUGCGUACGACGGUGCCUGGAUCGAUAUGAACGAACCGUCUAAUUUUUACAAUGGUCGUAAAGAUGGAUGUUCGCAAAAUAAUUUGGAUUAUCCGAAAUACGUACCUAAUGUUGUCGGUGGUAUACUUGCGACGAAAACUUUGUGCAUGAACGCGAAACAUUACUUGGGAAGUCAUUACGAUUUUCACAAUACCUAUGGAACGAGUCAAGCGAUAACAACUAAUUACGCACUGAGUAAAAUCCGAGGUAAAAGACCAUUUAUAAUAUCCCGGUCAACGUGGUUGGGACACGGACAUUAUGCCGGUCACUGGACAGGAGAUGUUUAUUCGUCGUGGCAUGAUUUAAAAAUGAGUAUUCCUGCAAUUCUGUCGUUAAAUUUUUAUCAAAUACCGAUGGUUGGCGCAGACAUUUGUGGAUUCAAUGGAAAUACGACAGCUGCAUUGUGCAAUCGUUGGAUGCAACUCGGUGCUUUUUAUCCGUUUUCACGUAAUCACAAUUCCGACGAUACGAUCGAACAAGAUCCUGUCGCAAUGGGCGAUUUGGUAGUGAAAUCAUCGAAACGUGCACUUACGAUACGUUAUUGGCUUUUACCCUAUUUGUACACCUUAUUUUUUCGGGCACAUAAGUUUGGAGAGACCGUAGCGCGGCCAUUGUUUUUCGAAUUUCCUCACGAUUCAGCUACUUACGGUAUCGAUACGCAAUUUUUAUGGGGAAGUUAUUUGAUGAUCGUACCAGUUUUAGAAGAAAACAAGGUAAAAGUAAGAGGUUAUUUGCCCCGUGGUCUAUGGUAUGAUUUUUAUACAAAGAAAGCCUCGUUUUGUAUUGGUAAAUAUUACACGUUGAACGCACCGCUGGACGUUAUACCGUUGAUGAUUCGCGGUGGAUCAAUUUUACCGGUACAGAAAGCAGCCAAUACCACGACGUACAGUAGAAAAAACAAAUUGGAAUUGUUGAUCACGUUGGAUCACGUUAAAGAAGCAAAAGGAGAAUUGUAUUGGGACGAUGGUGACAGCUUAGAUUCGUUUGAAAAGGGACAAUUUGUGUGGUUGUUGUUCAACAUCAAGAACAAUACUUUGUCGAGUUUCAAAGCGAAAAAGAGUUGGUUUCAAGAGAAAAUGAUGCUCGAUAGAAUCGAAAUAUGGGGAAUAACAAGAAAGGUUACGCAAGUUUUGAUAAACGAUCGUAAAAUACCAUUCGAGUACGAUACGAAAGAAAAUCGUUUGAAUUGCAACGAUUUACAAACGGAUUUGCGAAAGAAUUUUAAAUUGUCUUGGAAAUAAGUUGAUUCUAGAUUAAAUAAUUACAUACACAACGACUGACAAUGCAUGCUGUAUUUGUGAUUAUAUCAUAAAACGUACACGUACAUCCUGAUUCUGUGGAACGUAAGUAACUUGUGAUAUUAUUACAUGGUAAAUCGUGUUUUUCUGCCUUUGGCGACACGAUAUUUCAUUAUAUGUAUCUAUAUUAUUCAUAUACACAUAUAUUUCUAUAUACCGAAAUAAAUACUUUGAAUAGAAAGAAAGAGAAAACAUUUUAUUUGAAUGACCGUUUCAACUGUACAGUACAAUAUGUAUUAUAUAUAAUAUAAUAUAAUAUAAUAUAAUAUAAUAGAAUGCGGAUAACAGGCACGCGUGCACGUUUUUACGUGCACGCGUAUAACAAAAAACGAUAAAUAUAACUUGAAAUAUUUUCGAUAAUGCGCUCAACAGAAAACUACAAAGGAGAGUGGAAAAUAUAAAUGUGAAAUAACGUUUGUUCGAAAUCGCGAAAUCGCGAAAUCGCGAAAUCGCGGAAUCGAGAAGAAACAUAUAACAAUUGACCACGCAAGCUAUCGUGUGUCAAGGUGAAUAAAAAAUUGUUGCUUUGGCACCGUCGUCUAACUUAAAUCGAGUGAAAUUAAACGUCGAAACAUUGAAAUCUCCGCUCGAAUUGUACCGUAUUCGUCGAGUCCCCUUUGACCUCGAUCUAUAUUCAAUGCUUUCGACAAGGUUUGUUUGCAUUUCUAUACCGGGCGCAAAAGUAGAUUUCGAUCUUUCGAAUAAAUUUCGUGACAAUGUCUCGUCGUUAUUCGUAUCAAUGUACAAUUUCGCGAUUUGCUAUUAAACUUGAACGCGCACAGCAAGAUGAAUUUAUUUCAACGAUAUGCAAAUCGAACAAAUUCUCCUUUAUUAUGCGUUCUCAAACGAA
Molecule: messenger RNA, 4215 nt
Organism: Osmia bicornis bicornis
Lineage: Eukaryota; Metazoa; Arthropoda; Insecta; Hymenoptera; Megachilidae
Product: lysosomal alpha-glucosidase-like
Exons: 17
Coding region: 312-3308 (998 amino acids)
Biological process (GO): carbohydrate metabolic process
Molecular function (GO): alpha-1,4-glucosidase activity; carbohydrate binding
Source: RefSeq, a predicted model, not a curated record